This is a messenger RNA of Xyrauchen texanus (razorback sucker), 1307 nucleotides long. Its product is annotated as nuclear factor 7, ovary. The record is from RefSeq and is a predicted model, not a curated record. The transcript is spliced from 8 exons. Bases 139 to 1140 code for a protein of 333 amino acids. Gene Ontology annotation, molecular function: protein binding. Lineage: Eukaryota; Metazoa; Chordata; Actinopteri; Cypriniformes; Catostomidae.
AUCUCUGAAAUAAAUGAGGUAUUGGAAAGACAGAAAAAAGAGCUCAAUGUGAAGGACUUGAAACUGAGGGAGAAGGAUGACACCAUUUCUACAUUGCAAAAGCAACAUAGUAAUACGCAGGACAAGCUUGAAAAAGAGAUGAAGAAAAGCAAUGAACUAGAGACACAACUGAAAAUAAAGGACCAGCAACUUGUCAACAAGGAAGCACAACUAAAGGAUAAAAAUGAUGAAAAUAAUGCCUUGAUCAACAAGGAGAACAAACUGAAAGAAGACCUGAAGAAAAUCACAGAGGAGAAAAAUAAUUUGCAGGAGAAAACACAGAAAGAAAUCUCUGACAUAAAGGAGAAGUUAGAAAAACAAAAACAAGAGCUUGCGAACCAGGACCGCAAACUCAAGGAGAAGGAAGAAGCCAUUUCUACAUUGGAAAAAGAAAAUGAUAAGUCAAAGGCUGAGCUUGAAAAAGAGAAAAAAAAAUCCAAAGAUGUCAUCAAUGAGAAUAAGCAACUUGAUCAAAAACUGAAAGAAGCUACUGAAAAGGUGAAGGAACUUGAAGAAACUAUAAAUAAAACAAAUGAAACACCCAAGACUGAUUUCCCCAGGCUAAACAGAAACACUGCACACCGCAGACUCAUCCUGUCUCAAGAUGAUAGAGAGGCACGAACAUCUGCAUUAGCUCAGAAUGUACCCGACAACCCUGAGCGGUAUAACACAGCCAUUGCAGUUCUGGGAAUAAAUGGAUAUGACUCUGGAAAGCAGUACUGGGAAGUAGGGGUAGCUGGAAGAAACUGUUAUGCUGUGGGAGUGGCCAAAGAAUCAGCUCAAAGAAAGGGCAUUCUAAAAUAUGGCCCUCAAUCUGGCUAUUGGGUUCUUCUCAGGAAAAGAGAUGGACAACAUGUUAUUAUUGCUGAUAAUCCAGUUGUACUUAAUUUACCAGAUACACCUGUUAUUGGGGUCUUGGUGGAUUUUAACGGGAAAGUGAUAACCUUUUAUGAUGCGGAAAGAAGGCAGGUAAUCUAUAAGUUCAGUGGCAAUGAGUUUCAGGGAAAACUCUAUCCAUAUAUUGAGGCGUGCAGUGAUUCUAGUAUUAAUGACCCUCCUUUGAUCUUUAAAGAAGUCCAAUCCACCAAGUGGCUCCAGUAAUGAUUUCCAUGUAUUAAGAGUCUGUUGUUGUAAUACGCAAAACAUAAAUAGAAAAAGAAUUAUCAUCUUUGAUAAUUGGCUUGUGAGUGACUACUCCCCAUUGUAUGCUUGAAUGUCUUUGACUCUUUUACUUAAAUAAAGCAGCCAUAUUUGAUUAACAUCAACAU